Molecule: messenger RNA, 2725 nt
Organism: Cherax quadricarinatus
Lineage: Eukaryota; Metazoa; Arthropoda; Malacostraca; Decapoda; Parastacidae
Source: RefSeq, a predicted model, not a curated record
GUAACAACAGUAACAGUAACAACAGGAACAAUACUAACAGUUAUAGUAACUAGAGAUAUGAACGCUUUUGAUCAGUUAGCUGCUGCUGAUCCUGUCCUGGCAAGGUUCAUCGAGGGAGAGACACAGAAACAACGCUUCCAGUUGCAGUAGAAGAAGCAAGAAGAGAGUUAGCAAAAAGUAUUGACUACCAGCUAAGAUGGAAGACACUGCUGGGGACUGCACAAAGACAGAUGAAGGCGACACAAGUUCAGAAAAGGUUACAGCAGAGAAGAAGUCCCAGAAAGACUCCAGACAACGCAAGAAGCAUCUUAUUCAUCAGAUAACAGCACAAAUGGAUUUCUACUUCAGUUCUGCCAACAUUACUAAAGACCCAUUUAUGUUAAGUCUGUUAGAAGAUGGUCCGUACAUUAACCUUGAGACAUUUUUUAAGUUUAACCGAAUUCGCGCUCUAACAGAUGAUGUAAAUUUGUUAAGGAAGGCUGUAAGUAAAUCAACUUUGUUGAAGCUGUCUGACGAUGGACUUAAAGUAAAGAGAAAAAAUGAAAUUGAAAGAAAGGAUAAUGAAAUAGAAUGUACAAUUUACAUUGAGAACAUUCCGUCUCAUGGUGAUCAUGAUUGGAUUCGUCAAGUGCUUGCACAGUAUGGUACCAUAGAUUAUGUAUCCCUUCCCCGUUAUCGCCGCUCAGGGAGGCCUAAAGGUUUUGCUUUUGUCGAGUUUAAAACCCCCGAAAUGGCUAAUUCUGCAUUAGAAGCAUUUGGGGCCUUAGAAUGCAGAAUUCCAACAACCAUUGAUCCUUCCCAGUUGCAGAGUAUCAAAACAUAUGAGGGUAAUGUUGAAGAUCAACUAAGCACACAUGAACAGACUUCACCUGGCACUUUCAGUGGUAUCAAGAAGCAAAACAUAGUUAAAGACUGUGAAGAGGAUGUAAAUCUAGAAAUGAAGGCAGAAGUAGAAAAUGAAAAGGAUAUGCAAGUAGGUGAAGGAAGGAGGGUAGAAUUUAGUAAAAAGAGGAAGAAGAUUGAGGAUGAAGAGGAAGAUAACAAUUGCGAUUGUGAUAGUGAUCAGCCUAGCAGAAAAAGGAAGUUAGAUGUUACUGUUGAUGAUACAUCUUUAAUCACCAGUACUGAAAAGGAAGAAAACCCUAUAAUGGAAAGUGUGUCAGCUGUAAGUAGCAAAAAGAACAAGAAAAAGAAACGUAAGCGAAAUAAGAAAGAAAAGGAAGUAGUAGUGGAAAGUAUUUAUUUAAGGGUUAUGUCGAAAGAGGAUUGGAAAAUGUUGAGGAAUCAGUAUCUUAACAUGCAGCGAGAGAAUAUGAAAUCUCUGAAGAGGCAGUUGCAAGCCAGACGUAAUUUACAAAGCGAUUAUUCAGACUAUUGUAAUCCAAAUUUUAUUAAAUUGCCUAAUGAAUGUGAUCAGGAUCAGAAAUUUAAUACAACAGUUGACAUUGUAUCUAAUGAAAAUCGGAAUUCAAAGCCACAAUUCAUUCCCAAUGCAAUAAUAAAAAUAAGCUUUGAGGAACCACCACAAGACCCUAAAAAGCUGUGUGAGACUAUACGUCAAGGUGGCGGUGGUGGAGUAGCAUACGUGGAUGUGAGUGCUACAGAAAGAGAUGUCUAUGUUAGAUUUAUAUCUGCGGAUGCAGCUUCUGCAUACAAAAAAGCUGGGUGCUGGAGUCGUAUGGAAGUGUUAUCUGGGACACAGGAACAAGAGUAUUGGGAUCGUAUCACUACUUGCUGGUCCCAGUUACGAAGACACAAGAACAAGCAGAGUUGUAAAGCCACGCAAAGCUACUCAAAUCAAGUGCGUGGAAGAGAAAAGUUACUACAGAAAGCUUUCAGGGAGGCGCACAAUACCAAAUUAAACUCUCACAUUAUUUUUGAAAGUUAAAGAAAUUUGGUAUCUGUAUGAAGUUUUUUAAUCAAUCACAUCAUAAUACCUUUUAACCCUUAAAAUGUGCUCGAUGUACUAGAAAGCUCAAUUUUUCAUACCUUUAAAUCUGCCACCUGCCAAUAUUUUUUACAUCAGCACAUGUCUUUGAGUCUUCUUAAAUGAAAUCAUACAUUUGAUAAAAUCUGAGGCCAGCAGGGUGCACACAGUAUAUCAUUGUAAUUUACACAGGUGAUGACUGUGUGUCCAACAUACUAGUAUGCACAAGUAAACAAUGAAAAUAGUGUCUUGUGUUUCUACCACUGUAGCUUCCCUACCAACAAACAGCAUGUGCAAGUGACAAAGAUGACUUAUUCAGUCCAAAUUUAUAACAGUUUUAUGAUACUAAUAGUGGAAUUCAGCCAUAAAUCACAUUAAGUAUAUUUAAGCAAUGUUAAAUAUACCUAGUUCUGAGGAGUAUUACACUGAAACAAUUACAUUAUUAAAUUAUUCCUAGAAGUUCAAAAUUGUAAAAAAAAAAAAAAAUAUAAAAAAGCAAUUAUACAGUAUAUAUACUGUAUACUCCAAGUGGAGCACUGCUUGGCUAAGAAUUUCAACAUGUCUGAAGUACUGCAACACCUAUAAACACAGCUAAUUAUCAUAAGAAAAAGAAAACCAAUCAUGUCAUGGCAUCAAUAAAUUGUAAAACUUAAACAUUGCUGGUACAUUUAUGCCACUUUUGCCGAAGUAAUAAUUUUUCACCAACUUCAACACACCAUAAAAUCAUAAGUUUAUAUCAGUUAAUCUCAUUUUUGUCUUAUUUGAUUCAGAAAAAUAAUAAAUGCUUUUAUUCUAUAA